Molecule: messenger RNA, 548 nt
Organism: Oppiella nova
Lineage: Eukaryota; Metazoa; Arthropoda; Arachnida; Sarcoptiformes; Oppiidae
Source: the annotation of a GenBank genome assembly
UGUGAGUUGAUGUGUUUGAGAGUUUCAAUUGCCGUAUAAGACAAGGGAUGGGUUGUGGAGCAGCAAAAGCCGUGCAAACUAUUGAUGACAAUACAAACAAUGCAAAUGGAAAUGUAGUCAAACCAAACAAAACUACUGAUAAGACUAAUGGGAACGGAACGGCAGCCGGUCCUCGAAGAAUGUCCAGACCUAUGACUCCAGUUCCAAAACCGGUGGCUUUCGAUAUAUCCCUCGACGACGACAGUCCCAAACCGGCCACCGGGUCGGCGGCCACUGAACCGCUAAAAUUACCGCCAAAACGAUUGCUAUCUCUGGCCGAACAGCCGGCACAACAACUGACGGCCAAACAGUUGUCAGACAAACAGUUGAAGGCAGAGGAGAAACGCCUCGAACUACUGGAGGAAAGGAAACGAAAGGCUCACAUAUAUAAUGAAAAAUUUUUGCCACAAAAUAAUAAUAGCAAUAAUAAUACAAACGAUUUAAAUAUCAUUAAUGACAGCGAAGUUUUUGCAAACGAGAAAAAGGUUGAAGACCUCUUAAUUUACUAA